Arabis nemorensis is the source of this 330-nucleotide messenger RNA. The record is from the annotation of a GenBank genome assembly. Lineage: Eukaryota; Viridiplantae; Streptophyta; Magnoliopsida; Brassicales; Brassicaceae.
AUGGUGCUGCAGCCGAGGCGACACAGAUCCGAAUCCAGUGCCGAGCCAAACAAGUUGUUUGCGAGCCGAACUCCGACACCGGGGCGAAGAAGUUGUGUGCCACCGAGUCGAGUCUCGGUUGAUAGGGUGGUCGCGAAUUUCGGCGAAGACGAAUUCACCCUCUCCACGCCGAGGUGGUUCGUCCGAGGCGAGUUCGGUCCGACCGAGGUGGUUAGAUUCGAUCGAGGCGAGUUCGGUUCGACCGAGGUGGUCAGAUUCGACCGAGGCGAGUUCGGUUCGACCGAGGUGGUUAGCUCCGACGCCGACUUGAAACGCCGAGGCGGAGGUUAG